Messenger RNA from Alosa sapidissima (American shad), 5759 nucleotides. RefSeq names its product adenylate cyclase activating polypeptide 1a (pituitary) receptor type I (gene adcyap1r1a). NCBI's taxonomy places the organism in Eukaryota, Metazoa, Chordata, Actinopteri, Clupeiformes, Clupeidae. Gene Ontology annotation, cellular component: neuron projection; plasma membrane. Gene Ontology annotation, biological process: cell surface receptor signaling pathway; adenylate cyclase-modulating G protein-coupled receptor signaling pathway. Gene Ontology annotation, molecular function: peptide hormone binding; vasoactive intestinal polypeptide receptor activity; G protein-coupled peptide receptor activity. The transcript has 15 exons. The record is from RefSeq and is a predicted model, not a curated record. The coding region runs from base 607 to 2076 and encodes 489 amino acids.
UGAGCAGUGAGGUGCGUUUCAAUAACCUGAAUGAUAUCAUUACCGAGCGCUUGAGGCUACACGACAGAUAUUUUUUGUUUAUUUUUCGACCCCGUACAAACAGGACCCCGGAGAAUAAGGACAAUAGGCUAUCAACCCAUCUCGGAUUGCACUUCACGCCGCAAAUGCAUGAAAUGUUAUCAUUCCAAUUCUGCCAUCUCCGUUACGCUGAUAUGCAUUGCUAGAGUGCGAGUUUCUCGUAGCCUAUUAAGCUAUAUUGAGCGUUCAGACAUUGUUCGGCGCUACUUGCACACCCCCGUAGCGGAGAGCGGGCAGUGGAGAGAACGCUCUGCAGUAGCCGCACAACACAAGGCGAUAUUAUCGACCUGCGUCUUACCAGAGAGGGUAGUGGGACCGAGACUUGGACACGCUGGAUACGCUGAGUAGUCAUCCCAUAGGAGAAUUACAGCGGUAAUGAUCCUGUGAGUUGGAGGGGAAUUAAGCGAUUUGCUGAAGCAGAGGAUCCGGUGAAGGAGAGAAUCUAGCACUGAGCCGCGGUGAGGUGGCCUCUGCUGCCAGGACGUGAGUCAGUCUGCGGGGGGUCGCUGCUGAAGCCGAGCGGAGAAGAUGAGCAGACACCUCCUGGUGGCAGUCCUCCUGUGCCUGCCGGUGCUACCUAUGCGCUCCAGUAGCCAGGAGUUCUCCAGCUGCGUCAUCAAGCGUGAGGAGGAGAGAUGCAUGGAGAGGAUUGCAUUACACGAGGCCCAAGACUAUGAAUAUGAUCUGGGUCCAGGCUGCCCCUGGAUGUGGGACAACCUGACAUGUUGGCAGGCAUCGAAGGUGGGCGAUGUAGUGUCAGUCAAAUGCCCCGAGCUGUUUGUGGUCAUUGCCCAGGAUAAUGAGUUGGGGGAGAUCACUCGUAACUGCACAGAGUAUGGCUGGUCAGAGCCAUUCCCUCAUUAUGUGGAUGCCUGCAUUUUUGACGACAACGCCACCAAACCAACGCAUCCUGAAUUUUAUAAAUCUGUGAAAGCGCUCUACACGGUUGGUUACAGCACCUCCCUGGUGUCCCUCACCACUGCCAUGGUCAUUCUCUGCAGGUUUAGGAAGCUUCACUGCACCAGGAAUUUCAUCCACAUGAACCUCUUUGUGUCUUUCAUCCUGAGGGCUAUCUCAGUGUUCAUCAAAGACGGAGUGCUUUACGCAGAGGAGGAUAGCAACCACUGCUUUGUACACACCGUGGCCUGUAAAGCGGUCAUGGUGUUUUUCCACUACUGCGUGAUGUCCAACUACUUCUGGCUCUUCAUAGAGGGCCUCUACCUCUUCACUCUACUGGUGGAAACCUUUUUCCCCGAAAGGAGAUACUUCUACUGGUACACCAUCAUAGGCUGGGGCACACCUACAAUUUGUGUGACCAUCUGGGCUGUUCUGAGGCUGCACUUUGAUGAUUCGGGGUGCUGGGAUAUGAAUGACAACACUGCUCUCUGGUGGGUUAUUAAAGGACCAGUCGUGGCUUCGAUCAUGAUCAACUUUGUGCUCUUCAUCGGCAUUAUCAUCAUCCUGGUGCAGAAGCUGCAGUCCCCCGACAUUGGAGGAAACGAGUCCAGCAUUUACCUCAGCUGUGCACAGAAAUGCUUCAGUGAGCCCACACAGGCUGUCCAGCAUUCGUGCAGGAUGUCAGAACUUUCCACCAUCACUCUGAGGCUUGCCCGUUCCACUCUCCUGCUCAUCCCUCUGUUUGGAAUCCACUACACAGUGUUUGCCUUCUCCCCGGAGAAAGUCAGCCAGCGGGAGCGCCUGGUCUUUGAGCUCGGCCUUGGCUCCUUCCAGGGAUUCGUUGUGGCUGUUCUCUACUGUUUCCUGAACGGAGAGUUUCUCCCUCAAGGUGCAAUCGGAGAUGAAGAGGAAGUGGCGAAGCUGGACGGUGAACCGGUACUUUGCUGUGGACCUGAAGCAGCAGCGUCACCCGUCCCUAGCGAGCAGUGGGGUGAACGGGGGCACUCAGCUGUCCAUCCUCAGCAAGAGCAGCUCGCAGAUCCGCAUGUCCAGCCCGCAGGCGGAGAAUGCCAAUCUCAACCUGCCCACCUGAGUGUCUGAGCGGCCCAAGCCCCGCCCUGACCGUAACAAUUAACAACAACACACACACACACACACAUCAGCAGACACACAUGCACACACCUGAAGACACAAACAUGCACACACACAGACACACACACACACACACACACACACACACACACACACACUGUGACAGACAGACAUAUAAACUUCUCCCGCCAAUGCCGAAAGGUCCACUCCCUUUUGUCCCUAUACACUAUUCCAAAUACAACAGGCACAAGAGGCUGCCAUGUUUGCUCUUUGCAGACUGAAUCUAUUUAAAGAGGAAACAAACAAACAAAAAAUGCAUAACACUGAAAAGCAGAUGGCAUGGCUGUCUUGAUGAGAAAGGCAGGUAGAAACAGGUGCGGAUAAAAUCUGAUAUGUCUUAAAUAGUGCCAUACAAUACAAUUUAAUACAAACUGCUAAGAAAGUGAGACAUUAGUUUGCCACGUUGAAAAGAGUCAAGUUUGCGUGCCACUCCAUGUACAGACAGUAAACAUGGAUAUAUUAUAUAAAGAAGGAAUAUAGAUGACCCAUCACUUCAACUAAUAUGUUAAUUGAGAGCCAAUAUUGGUGUACUAAACAAGGAUAACAGGAAUUUAAAUGGACAUGAAGAGUAAAUUAUAAAACGUUUACAAAUAUUAGCUGAUAUUUACUUCACUAAUUUCAAAAUGUAACUGGGAUAGAAGGAAUUACCUCAAAAGGUCCUCUCUCUUCUUUGUUCCCAUGACAUAGGAAAUCUAUGCGAACUAGAUUAGUAGUCUUAUUUACAACUACAGGCUACAUGUGUACCAAAUAUUGCAGCAUGUAUGAAACUAAAAUAUUGAGUUGAGGAGGGUAAAAUAUUGUUGACAUAAAUAGUGUAAGGUGUAUGUACUUGUAAGAAGUGCCAAAAUAUGAUAAUUUUAAUAAUCCUUCAUUCUGCAAAACAUAGUAUCUAUGGCAACAUAGACGAAGGAAAACUGAAGAAUCUUAGCCUUGCUUGUAUAAAUGCCUAUGUGACAGAUUAAAUGUUUCAUCUUUUUAGGGAGGUUGUAAAAUUUAUUUUUCUUACAAUCAGCCAUAAGUACAGAGUAUGUCAAAAAAAUAUGAAAGCUCAAGGAUGAGUGCUUAAUUGUACGUGUAACUCUUGUUGUUGUGCUUUGGAUAUAUAAUUUUCUUUUCUAUUUUCGUAUCAUGACGUUAGUAAUUUUUUGUGAUGAAACUGUCAAAUUAAUUGGGGUGGGAUGGGAGGGGUAAAGCACUACUGGAGUCCAAAUCUGUAGAGUUCAUUUGCGAUACAGAAGAAAAUGUGUUUUUUUUUAAUGAUAUUCCGAUAAAAGUACAGUAGAAAACCUUUGACAUGGUCAGAAUAGAGUAUAGCCUCUUACAUUGUGAGCUAAAGUCAGUGACUUUGUGACUUGUAUGAAUAUAUUAUAGUGUUCUUUCUCAGAAGUCUUGCGUAAAAAGUUAAUUGUUCAGCUGAGACGCAAUGAAAUCACUCAGAUCUUUGGCACAGCGUGUUCUGAAGAACAUGCUAUGGUGACAGUCUGUACGUAGAUGUCAGUACUGGUCUUCUGUACCCCUGAGGCUACAUCCCCAGGGGCAUCAGAGGGCAAUGAGGGGGCCUUAGAAACCUAAAUCAGAGUUCUUUAAUGCAGAAUUGUAACCUCCCUGCUGUGAAUCGCUCCUUUGAUAACUACAAAUACAUAUCUGAUGGAUAUAUAUAUAUAUAUAUAUAUAUAUAUAUAUAUAUAUAUAUAUAUGGAAAUAUUGACCCACUAUGACAUUGAAUUGUCCCCAUUCCUCGGUAAGGAUGGUCUGCUCAUUUUUUUAUUCACGCUUCCAAAGUGCCUGUUGGGCAGAGUGACUCUAACUAUGAUCUGUCUAGUUUAAAAGACCUCACAAAUUUAAUUUCUUUUCCAUGGUAAACUGAAGAGGAUAUACGAGUAUACACAUUCUUUAAUAGCUAUUUAUCAAUUGUAAUAGCAUAUUUGCCUUUAUAGAGUAUUUUAGAUCAUGGUGUGAGUAUAAUUUAUGGAAUGCAAGACACAACGAUACGACCACUAUGUAUCCGUUUGAUAUACUGAUACAUUCUUCUCUAUGUGCCAAUGUGACAAAAUAUUCUCUAAAUCAUUUAAAACUUUUUUUUUGACUUCUAGAACUUUUUUCCCUCAUAUUUUGCAUUGAGGAUAGUACACAUUUUAUCAAGUACUGGAUGUGACAAGCCACUUCUCGACCCUUUAUGACCAAGCCAGUUUGAUAUUGAGAUAACCCUCAUACCAAAACAUGUUUUCUCAACAGUUCCUGACAAUCCUGACUGUCCUGAAUCCUGAAUGUUUUACUUUUGUAGUCACCUAUGGGCAGAUGGCUGAGAGAGUAUAAGCUAAUGGAAUGUGAUGUAAUUCAUUGCUAUUAUGUACAGAGUAAAACAUGUUUUUUUCUUAUCUAUGAAGCUACUGGACCUCAGUGUAAAUUAUAUAGUUGCAAUAUAUUUAUUUGUUUAGAAAGGGUUUUUCUCAUGCGUUAGUGAUGUUAAUUAACUUGCAUACUUCAUCAUUACUUGGUUUGCUCAUAGAAGACACAGCAAUGUUAUGACAAAUGAUGUCAGAACUUAAUGUGUGUGUAUAAAACUGUAGCACAGCAGUGUUAUCCAGAUGUGAAACUGAAAAACAAAUUGAUGUGCGAUAUGUAUUUGCUUUCAUUGCAGCUCUUACUCAAUAGGUGGCGCUAGAGAGGCGUGCAUGUGUGAUUGGCCUGUAUCAAUGAUAAAGGCUCAUUUCAUGCCACUGUUCAUGCCACUGAAGGAUUUUAGAAUUCCUCUUUAGUAUUCGUACAGUCAGUAUUUUAAGGAAGUAAUAUAUGUCUAUGUGUAUGGGUUCUCUUGCAUUUCAAAUGGUUUUUAAUCAAUGAAACUAGUGAAAACACAGCUCUGUCAUUGUACAAAUGGGGAGAACGGUUGGAAUGUGUGAACUGGGUGUGGCUGCAUUCAACCCUUGGAUGUAAUUGAAAGCAAUUGCAUAAAGAGACAGUUCAAAACAUAUAUGGUAUAAGGUAUCAAAACAAGUGUGAGUUGGGGGGGUGGGGGGGGUGGGGGUUACCAACGAUGGCUGUCUAUAGAUGUUGUGUGCCUGCAUGACAAGAAAAAAAUAUUAAAAACAAGAUCAAUUUCUGCUGCUUUACAUGUUCUAUACACCAGCCGUCCGUCUGAGUCUGCGCACUCGGAUGAAAAACGACCAUGUCUCAAAGCUGUUACAAACGAGUAUCUAGACGAGCUGUUGAUCUGUGCUUGUGUUCAUGUCUGCUUGCCACUAGACGGUGUUGUGUUUUACUUUGUACUUUUACCCGUGUUCCUCGUGGACAGGAGACGGAAAUGUGAAGAUGUGGUUUCUGACUCUCUGGAGACCCCGGUACCAGAACCGUUCGGCUGAAGGAAACUGGAUGCCAGUGGAGAGCCGUUUUUUGGCUCCUGGGCACUUGUCAAUGGGCCACACUGUGUCCUGUGACUGUGCCAAAGACUCUGGGCAAGCGGCAGCCUGUGCCAUACUGUAGAUGAUUAUCAUCUGAAUACUGAAUGUAACAACUUGAAGAGGAGAUGUACUGUAACUAUAGCUACGCUGCUCUCUGCGCCUGCCAUCAUUUUGCUUUAUUGUACCAGCGAUGUCUUUGUUUGGUGUAUAAAUAUUCUCUUUUGUAUAUGA